UAGCUACCAGUACCGCUGUCAUGGCGUCGGAGGCGCUGGCCGAGGAGAACCCGCCGCGGUCUCUUUAGAGCGAGGGGCGGGCGGCUGGGUAUGGAGAGCGGCCCUGGGAGCCUGCAGCCGCUAGAACACGGGGUGGCCACCGGGCCAGUGCCAGGAACAGGUUCUCCGCAGGAAAGGCGACAGGAGACAAGGCUCGCCGCUGGGGAUGGUCCUGAAGUAUGGGCGGUAGAGAGCAGCGGCGGGAACGGUCAGGGGGCGGCGGCCCCCGGGAGGAGCCUCCUGGACUCGGUUUCCCCCGCCAGCUCUCAGGUUCCUGAACCAUGCAGCUCCCCCACGGGCUUGGACUUGCAGGAGAGCGAUUUGGAGAGUCCUGCUGCCCAGAAGGUGCCUCUGAGAGGGCAGCACAAGGUGACCGCCUCCCCGGAGACAGCCGAGGCUGGAGCGAGCCAUGGGUUGGGUCCGGCCGGAGACUCGGGCGCCCGCUCGGAUCCCGCCGGCACUUGCCGGCCAGAGUUGGCAGCCGCGGGCUCCCCGGAGCCCAGCAGCGCCGGCGGCCUCAGCAGCAGUUGCAGCGACCCGAGUCCUCCUGGGGAAUCGCCGAGCCUGGACUCUCUGGAGUCGUUCUCUAACCUGCAUUCUUUCCCCAGUAGCUCCGAGUUCAAUAGUGAAGAAGGAGCUGAGAGCAGGGUCCCCGAGGAGGAGGAGGGCGGCGCGGCGGUGUUGCCCGGGGUUGUGCCUCUGUGCAGGGGGGAGGAGGAAGAAGAGGAGGGGGAGGCAGCUCAGGUGCUGGCGGCCUCCAAGGAACGCUUCCCGGGACAAUCUGUCUAUCACAUCAAGUGGAUUCAGUGGAAAGAAGAGAACACACCCAUCAUUACCCAGAAUGAGAAUGGACCCUGCCCAUUACUGGCCAUCCUCAAUGUUUUGCUUCUGGCAUGGAAGGUGAAACUUCCACCGAUGAUGGAAAUCAUAACCGCUGAACAGCUGAUGGAAUAUUUAGGAGAUUACAUGCUUGAUGCAAAGCCAAAAGAAAUUUCAGAAAUUCAACGUUUAAACUAUGAACAGAAUAUGAGUGAUGCUAUGGCAAUCUUGCACAAACUACAGACAGGCUUGGAUGUAAAUGUAAAAUUCACUGGUGUUCGAGUAUUUGAAUAUACUCCAGAGUGCAUAGUAUUUGAUCUUCUUGAUAUUCCUUUGUACCAUGGGUGGUUAGUGGAUCCUCAGAUUGAUGACAUUGUAAAAGCUGUUGGUAACUGCAGCUACAACCAACUAGUGGAGAAGAUCAUCUCUUGUAAGCAGUCAGACAGUAGUGAGCUGGUUAGUGAAGGCUUUGUAGCUGAGCAGUUUCUAAAUAACACAGCCACCCAACUGACAUACCAUGGAUUAUGUGAACUAACGUCAACAGUUCAGGAAGGAGAACUUUGUGUGUUCUUUCGGAAUAAUCAUUUUAGCACCAUGACCAAAUACAAGGGUCUACUGUAUUUGCUGGUAACAGACCAGGGGUUUCUUACUGAAGAAAAAGUUGUUUGGGAAAGCCUACACAAUGUCGAUGGUGAUGGAAAUUUCUGUGACUCAGAAUUUCACCUGAGGCCUCCUUCAGAUCCUGAAACUGUAUAUAGAGGACAACAAGAUCAGAUAGAUCAGGACUAUCUUAUGGCAUUAUCUCUACAACAAGAACAGCAGAGCCAAGAGAUCAACUGGGAACAAAUACCUGAAGGAAUCAGCGAUUUGGAACUGGCAAAGAAACUCCAAGAAGAGGAGGAUAGACGGGCUUCUCAAUAUUAUCAGGAACAGGAACAAGUGGCAGCAGCUGCUGCUUCUGCUUCUACACAGGCUGAGCAAAGCCAGCCAGCACAAGCCUCUCCAUCAAGUGGAAGACAAUCUGGGAAUAGUGAACGUAAACGAAAGGAACCUCGAGAAAAAGAUAAAGAAAAAGAAAAGGAAAAAAAUAGCUGUGUCAUUUUGUAACCAAGUGUUGGAUUAUAUUGGAACCAUCUAUAUGUCUUGAAAAACAAAACCGCAGGAGGAAAGGAAGAAAAAACGAUAAAUACCGUCUGUGCCUGAUUUCCCAAUGGAUUUUGUUCAUGUUUUUCAGGGGAAAGGUUGUUACUUAGUUACAAUCAGACUUUUUCAAGUCACACAGUACACUCUUUAUGAGCUGGAGGUUCAUGUUACAAGUUGGAAAUGCUGUGUUGUCAUUCAUGAAAAAUACUGUACUUGUAGCCAAAUAAGCAAAUCACAGCAAAUUUUGUGUCACAGUGACAUUCAUAACUCAUAUCAGUUAGUAAGCUAUUUUAUCUUCUGUUCUAACAAUGAAUGGAGGUAAUUGAUUUUGUGUGAUUCCUUCCCGAAAUCUAAACAUUAGCACAAUAGUUUCUGAAAUUAAUUUUUACAAUGUUAAAUUAUGAUAUAAUCCACAAGAAACCAGGGGUUUAAUAUAGGGGUUUAAAAAGCAAAAAAUAAUUUAAAAAAUAACAGGAAUAAAUAACUCUUAAUUGUAUAUUGGACUAGUUCAGCCCUUGAACAGCUUUACCUUUCUUUAGGAAUGUACAUUUUAGAUAUUAUCUUGAGAAUUGAUAAUGGAGGUUAGAUUUAAUUUAGAUAGAAAAAAUAAAGAUUUGUAUUUCUUUUCCAAUAGCAAAAAAAUUACAUAACACUAAUAUUCAUAUCCUAUCAAAAUCAGAUAUUAUUGACUUUGUAGUAUGACAUUUUGAUGAAUUUUGAAAUCUUUAAUAUAGGCAACUUGGACCACAGUUACUAUUUAUUGACAGUGUAAUAAGUGAGAGUAAGAAGGAAUCCACAGUGGAUGCUAGGCUUUGUAAAUAUGGGGAUGUAGAAAAGCAAAUAGUUCAGUGUCUACCUUUUUCUAUAAUUACCUUGAACCUUAAAAUUUAAAUCAUGUUUAUUUGCUAGAAAAUUAAGUAUACUUAUUAAAACCAACAAAAAAGCACAUUUCUGAAAGUUAGACAUAGAUAAUCUCUGAGUCUCGUAAGAAAGCAUUAAUAAAAAUCUGUUGGAGGGAUUUAUGUAAAAGCAAUCAGAUUUUUUUAACUUAUGGGAACCAAAUAAACCUAUAACAUCUUGUAGUGUUUGUAGGAUUCAGAAAGAAUAUUUAUUGAACUUUAUUAUGAGACAACAUGUAUUUUCCUGUAUUUCUAGAUAUAGUUUGGAAAACUAUCCUUAAUAGUCCUUUUUAUAUGCUUUAUAUUUAAAUGUUUGUUUUAGUCAUUUUUGAAAUGACUGUUGCUGCUGCAAGUAGUUAUAUGAUUUACAUUCUAAACCUCAGUAAUACUAUUUGUUGGUUUAAGAGCGUAUUAUUCUAACCUGAGCAUCCACUUGGAGUUUUUUGUGGUCUGGGGUGACAAGAGACUACAAAAAAAUGUGGUCUAGAGUUCUUAAGCUAUGUCCUUAACAUUCUCCGUGAUCCAAGACCAGUUAUAGGAUUAGUCUAUAUGUAAAAAGUAAAGUUUUAUUUAUGGAAGGAAUUAUUCUAAGGGGAAAAUCCAGGGUCAAGCUGUAUCUUUUAUGUCCUUCUGUAUUGCAUGUCUGUUUAUAUUAUAUCAUGUGUUAGUCCUUCAAAUUUACUAUGCUAGCAUGAUAAAUCAUCAGAGAACCUGCUUGGGGUAUAAAACUUUAACACAAAAUAUUUGGUGAGUCUCUUGAUUACCCAGAAUAUGCAUAUAUUGGUAAAGUAAUCGUAUGUACCACACAAUUCUCUGUUGGCUCAAACAAGUUGACCUGAGUCCAAGUUUACUUGAUAUCACUCUGUUGGUUAAAGGAGAAAACUCAAACCUCAGGGUUUGUUUUUCCCAGAACAAAUAACAGUGACAGUGCAUAUUUUAAUAAGAAAAAAACAAAACAAGAAAUCCUGAGAAAUUUUAAACAGCAUAUUUGAGGCAUAUUUUUCCAUAAUUAUAUACUUAUCUAUUUAUUGCCCUUGAAAAUAUAUGUGUAGAAGUGAUUCUUCUGUUAAUUUGCUACUGUCUUCUGAUUUUGUUCCAAAGAUAACACUGCCAUUCUCCAUUACCCCUAGAAGAAAACAGCUCACUCAAAAGCAGCAGUGCUGCUAUCAGAUAAGUAGCUGUCAAUGUACACUUACAAGAAGUAACUAUAAAAUGUAAUGUGUUUGUUAAUUCAGCCUUUUUCUAUGUAAUAUUUCCAAGUCCGACUUUCUUACAUUCCUGGAAUUGUUUGAUAUACCAAGAGUAAUAAUGAUAAAAUGUUUGCUUUGAUUACUGUGGGGAAAAAAAUUAAAUGUUCAAUUCUAUUAAAACAAACAAAUACAGAAAUACUGGUUUCCCAUCCUUGAAGGUUAUAAA
Hipposideros armiger (great roundleaf bat) is the source of this 4316-nucleotide messenger RNA. RefSeq names its product MINDY lysine 48 deubiquitinase 2 (gene MINDY2). Gene Ontology annotation, molecular function: cysteine-type deubiquitinase activity; K48-linked deubiquitinase activity; cysteine-type carboxypeptidase activity. Gene Ontology annotation, biological process: protein K48-linked deubiquitination. Gene Ontology annotation, cellular component: cell periphery; cytosol. The transcript is spliced from 9 exons. The coding region runs from base 91 to 1965 and encodes 624 amino acids. The record is from RefSeq and is a predicted model, not a curated record. NCBI's taxonomy places the organism in Eukaryota, Metazoa, Chordata, Mammalia, Chiroptera, Hipposideridae.